Molecule: messenger RNA, 2483 nt
Organism: Musa acuminata subsp. malaccensis (wild Malaysian banana)
Lineage: Eukaryota; Viridiplantae; Streptophyta; Magnoliopsida; Zingiberales; Musaceae
Product: pentatricopeptide repeat-containing protein At4g01570
Molecular function (GO): protein binding
Source: RefSeq, a predicted model, not a curated record
CAAGUCGCCGCUAUUUGGCGCCGGCUUGCUUGAUGGUUUGCCUUUCGCUUUCGUUCGAUGCGACAUGGAGGAGGAAGACGAGCCUUCUUCUCGACUCAAACCCCUUCGACGCCCGCCUCUGAGCUUGGCGACCUUCUCUUAGCCGCCGCCCUCUCCAAAUCCUUCUCCCGAUCGCCCCCUGCCGCUCCGGCCCUCGACGGGCCCUUGCACGAAGCCGCCGCCCUCCACGUCCUCCGCCGUCCCUCCCUUCCUGCCGCCUCGAAGCUCUCCUUCUUCCGCUGGGCCACCUCCUCCGGCGGCUAUUCUCCCUCCCCCGCCGCAUUUUCCGCUCUUCUCCGCUCCCUCACCCGCUCCCGACCCCCCCUCCUCGACCCGCUCCGCCCCCUCCUCCGCCAGGCCCUCUCCUCCUCCCCGGCCGCCGUCGACCCCCCCACCUUUCGAUCCGUUCUCGACGCAUUCAUCCGCUCCGGCCGCUUCGACUCCGCCAUCGCCGCCCUCGAUGACGCCGAGGAGCUUGCCGGCUCCCGCGCCGCGGCGGGGCUUCUCACCCCUCGGACCUACACCUCCAUCGUCCUCGCCCUCCUCCAGAAGUCGCAGCUCCCCCUCGCCCUCGUCCUGCUCCGUAAGCUUCUCCGUGCCUCCGCCCUCCCUGACACCCUCGCCUGCAACCAAUUGCUCGCCGCUCUCAGGAAGGCCGACAGGAGGGAUGAGUUCCGCUCGCUGUUUGAUGAAUUGUCCCAAAAGGGCUUUCUUUUCGAUACCUGGACCUACAACAUUUGUAUUCAUGCGUUUGGAUCUUGGGGCCAGUUGGGUGUUGCUCUUAGCCUCUUCAAGGAGAUGAAGUCGAAGGGACCCCGAGUUGUUCCCGAUCUCUGUACCUACAAUUCAGUCGUCGGAGCCCUCUGCGUCGCCGGGAAGAUUGCCGACGCAUUGAUCGUCUACAAGGAGAUCAAGGAAUCUGGGCUGGAGCCGGAUAAGUUCAUGUACCACACACUGAUCUAUGGUUGCUGCAAAGCCUUCCGUGUCGACGAAGCUGUUCGAGUUUUCAACGAAAUGGAGUACAACAAUGUGCGCGCCGAUACCGUCGUCUACAAUACUCUGCUCGAUGGGCUUAUGAAGGUCCGGAAGCUGGACAAAGCCUGCCAGCUAUUUGAGAGAAUGGUCUCUGACGGCAUCCGGGCCUCAUGCUGCUCGUACAACAUCUUGAUCGAUGGAUUGUUCAAGAACGGAAGGCAAGCUGCAGGUUUCGUUUUGUUUACAGAAUUGAAGAAGAAAGGCCAGUUUGUGGACGCCAUCACCUACAGCAUCGUCGUGCAGCAUUUGUGCAAGGAGGGCCGGGUGGUGGAGGCGCUCGAGCUGGUGAAGGAGACGGAAGAAAGAGGGUUGGCGGUCGAUCUCGUCACAAUUACAUCUGUACUCAUCGGGCUGCACAAAAGCGGGAGAUGGGACUCGUCAGAACAGCUCCUGAAGUACGUCAGGGACACCGCCAUGUUGCCGAACGUGCUCCGAUGGAAGGCGAACAUGGACUCCCUGAUGAAAGCCCCCCAGGACAAGGGGAAGGACUACACCGCAAUGUUCCCGUCGGCUGGCAGCCUGAGCGAUAUCAUGAGUUGGAUCAACCCAACACCGAGCACAGACACUGCUGAUGCUAAUUCGGAAGCCGAAUCAAAAGACGAGUGGUCUUUGACACCAUACUUGGAUAAGCUAGCAGACAAAUGCGAUUCUUUUGGCACCAAUUCCCGACCGCUGACCGACUUCAGAGGCCUCCGAGUGCAGGAGAAGAGGGGUGGAUCCUUCGAUAUCGACAUGGUUAACACAUACCUAUCGAUAUUUCUGGCGAAAGGGAAGCUAAGUUUAGCCUGUAAGCUGUUCGAGAUAUUUACAACACUGGGCAGGGAACCCAUGAGUUACACCUACAACUCCCUGUUGAGUUCCUUCGUCAAGAAGGGGUAUUUGGCGGACGCAUGGGGGAUUCUUGAGGAUAUGGGAGACAAAAACUGUCCCGCCGACAUCGCAACCUACAACCUGAUCGUCCAGGGGUUGGGGAAGAUGGGGAAAGCAGAGCUCGCGUGCGCAGUUCUCGAUCAGCUGUCGAGCAAGGGCGGAUACCUCGACAUCGUGAUGUACAACACUUUGAUCCACGCACUGGGAAGGGCCGGGAGACUGGAUGAAUCAAACAAGCUGUUCGAGCAAAUGGUCGGGAGCGGCAUUAAUCCGGACGUUGUGACGUUUAAUACGUUGAUCGAGGUGCACGCCAAGGCAGGGAAGGUGAAGGAAGCCUACAUGUUCUUGAGGAAGAUGCUGGCGGCGGGGUGCUCCCCGAACCAUGUCACGGACACAACCUUGGAUUUCCUGGAGAUGGAGAUCGAGAGGUUGAGGUAUCAGAAGGCAUCAAUCAAGCGCGACCGUGAGGAGGUUGACAGUGAAUGAGAAGAUCUUGUGUUGGUCUUUUAACAGAAAAUUAGAAAUUAUGUUUUUUGUUA